AUGGACAAGGCUUCAAGGACUGUGUUUUUUGUAGUCGCCUUCUUUUUGAUCAUUUCAUGUGUGGGAAAGACUAAUUUAGAGGAUGAAGGUAAGUGUAAGACUAGAGCAGAUUGUCAUAUGAAAUGUGAAUUUGGGUUGCCAACUUGUGUUGGUGGGAUUUGCGUAUGCUUAGCAACCAAGACAUACUCCACCAGUCAAAUAGGAGAGACAUGUAAGACUAAAGACGAUUGUCUUAUAAAUUGUAAAGGUGGAAUUCCAUUUUGUGUAGAGGCUAGGGGACUUGUACAUGUAUUUGAUCAUGGAGAUAGCGGUCCAAUUAGUGGCAACUAG
This is a messenger RNA of Lycium ferocissimum, 330 nucleotides long. RefSeq lists its product as uncharacterized. The transcript is spliced from 4 exons. Lineage: Eukaryota; Viridiplantae; Streptophyta; Magnoliopsida; Solanales; Solanaceae. Bases 1 to 330 code for a protein of 109 amino acids. The record is from RefSeq and is a predicted model, not a curated record.